UACCAUCACAGUGAGAGCUGGUAAUGUACUAGGAGGAUCUGAUCCUAGUUCAGUUAAAAUAGAUACAAUGCCAACAGCUCCUACUGGUGUACCUACUUCUUUGUCUGUAUUACAGCCAAUUAAUAAUCUCACUUGGAAUGAGGUUGAUUGCUCUAAACAUAAUGGUCUAAUUACAGGCUAUACAGUGAUUAUCAGUAACAGUAGUAUCACAUACAGCGUCACCAGUACUAAGAGAUAUAUCAUAUUGAAUGAUCUAGUAUUAGAUACUGUGUAUAUCAUCAGUGUAGCUGCUGUAAACUCUGCUGGAAGUGGUCCCUUCAGUGAUCCUAUUGCACUACUAUUACACCCAUCACAAUCAUCACAAUUGCCAGCAGCAUCAGUGUAUCCAAGUGAUGUAUCACAAACAUAUAUCAGUACAUCAACUAGUAACAAUGGUGUAACUUAA
This is a messenger RNA of Amphimedon queenslandica, 445 nucleotides long. Its product is annotated as contactin-6-like. NCBI's taxonomy places the organism in Eukaryota, Metazoa, Porifera, Demospongiae, Haplosclerida, Niphatidae. Gene Ontology annotation, molecular function: protein binding. The coding region runs from base 68 to 445 and encodes 125 amino acids. The record is from RefSeq and is a predicted model, not a curated record. The transcript has 4 exons.